UUGUCGUGUUUAUUUUAUUGUGUUUUGUUAUUCAUGGACUACAGACAUUAAAAUCCGCUACGGUUAUUUCGUACUGGUUAAUCGUUUAAAUGAAAAAUAUAUUGACAUUGAAACUUCACGCAUGCGCAUUCCGCGUUACGUAUUUCGUCCUGUCAAUGCUCCAUUUUAACACGUGUGUUUAUUUUAGUGGCAUUUAAAAAUGUAUUUAUAGUAAAUAGUGUAAAUUUUCGUUGAAAAUGGCUACUGACGUUGGUUUGGAUGUGAUCUUAGAGGAAAUAGGACCGUUUGGAAGAUAUAAUAUUAUAAACUAUGCAUUUUUGUUAUUUCCAAUAUUUUUGGCGGGAAUGUACAGUCCAGUUUAUGUGUUUGAAGCUCCUGAUAUUGGUUACAGGUGUAAUGUCCCUCAAUGUGCAUCUCAAAACGACACCUCAUGGCUAGAAUUUGCAAUACCAAGGGAAAAGAAAGAUUUUUCGCGCUGUAAGCGAUUUGAUGUAAUAGACAAUACUACAACAUGUAGUAGGGAAUCAUUUGACGUGUCAAUAGUCAAAGAAUGUUACGACUUCGUGUACAACGAUGAAGAUUCUGCAGUUCGCGAUUUUAACCUUGGUUGCCAAGAUUGGAAGAGGACUUUAAUAGGUUCAAUACACAAUAUGGGUCUUUUUGUAUCACUACCUAUGACUGGGAUUAUCUCUGAUAAGUAUGGACGAAAGGUGGCUUUGUCAAUAGCCUCUCUGAUGAAUGGCAUAUUUGGCUUCCUAAGAUCCUUCUCAACCAGUUACAUUAUGCUACUUAUUUUUGAGUUUCUUGAAGCUGCGUUGGGUGCCGGUGCCUAUACUACUGCGUUUGUACUAGCAAUGGAACUUGUCGGUCCAAAAGGUAGAGUGUUCGGAAAUACAUUAAUUAAUGUACUCUACGUGUUUGGCCUCAUGACGCUGGCCAGCCUCUCCUGGUAUCUUCAAAGUUGGCGAAAUCUCUUACGUAUCAUUUAUUUUCCUGCGACUUUCGUAUUUUCAUACUACUGGGUUCUGAACGAAAGCGUCCGAUGGCUACUCACCAAAGGCAGGCAUAAUGAAGCCGCAGCCAUUUUGAAGAAAGCAGCGAAAAUGAACAAAGUAGUUCUCUCCGAGGACGUGUUCACGCCAACUCAUGAGUUAGAGAAACUAACAACAAACACAGAAAAGGACAAGGCGGACGAAGUAGAUGUAGUAGAAACAGAUUCUGUGUUUCUACGAGUGAUUAAAUCAAGUAUUAUCAGGAAGAGAGUGGCAGUGUGCUCGUUCCUAUGGAUUACAUGUACAUUUGUGUAUCACGGUCUUUCGAUUAACUCAGUGUCGUUAGCUGGAAGUAAGCAUGUGAACUUUAUUUUGGUGGCUUUUGUGGAGAUUCCAGCAAAUUUUGCAUGUCUGCUGGUACUAGACAGAUUCGGAAGGAAACGUGUGCUAAUAACGAUGUACGUGCUCAGUGCAUGCUUGUGCAUCACUCUAUCAUUUAUACCCAAAGGUCAAAAAUGGUGGUCGCUAGUGGUGUACCUAUCUGGAAAAUUCUCUAUAACCGUAGCCUACAGUUCUGUAUACAUAUAUGUAUCUGAAGUCUUUCCCACGAGAGUUAGGCAGUCGUUGUUAGCGGUCUGUUCUUCAAUUGGUCGAGUUGGAUCUGCUUUAGCACCGCUGACACCUUUGCUUGCGCUUACAUACGACAAUCUACCAGCGAUAUUUUUCGGGAGCCUUGCACUGAUUGCCAGUGUUCUUGUCUUCUCACUCCCGGAGACCAUAAACCAACCUUUGCCUGAUACAAUAGAAGAAGCCGAAAGACUUUCAAAAGGAAGAAGAAAAGAAUGCGCCUGAUUCUAUUAAACUUACUUAAAUUUAA
Pieris rapae (cabbage white) is the source of this 1869-nucleotide messenger RNA. Its product is annotated as organic cation transporter protein. The record is from RefSeq and is a predicted model, not a curated record. Gene Ontology annotation, cellular component: membrane. The coding region runs from base 237 to 1844 and encodes 535 amino acids. Lineage: Eukaryota; Metazoa; Arthropoda; Insecta; Lepidoptera; Pieridae. Gene Ontology annotation, biological process: transmembrane transport. Gene Ontology annotation, molecular function: transmembrane transporter activity. The transcript has 6 exons.